Messenger RNA from Propithecus coquereli (Coquerel's sifaka), 3537 nucleotides. RefSeq names its product Rho GTPase activating protein 20 (gene ARHGAP20). The transcript is spliced from 14 exons. Bases 4 to 3537 code for a protein of 1177 amino acids. Gene Ontology annotation, molecular function: GTPase activator activity. The record is from RefSeq and is a predicted model, not a curated record. Gene Ontology annotation, biological process: regulation of Rho protein signal transduction; signal transduction. Lineage: Eukaryota; Metazoa; Chordata; Mammalia; Primates; Indriidae.
UUCAUGGCAGCGAUGUCUCCUCAGCAGGAGACUCUGGGAGGACAGCCGGGGCGCUCCUUUUCCCUGACAGGAGUGUCUCGGAUCGCGGGGGACACCGGCACCAAGAAGCCCUCGGGUGCCCCCGAGGUGGCCUGGGCGCGACUGCCCCUUGGCGGGGUCAGCUCUGAAGUUGUCAGGGCCGGCGGCUUCUGCCUGGAGCGGCAGCCGGCACUGAUGAAGGUAGGCGGCUCGGCUGCGGCGCCCGCGGGCUCAGUCCGCUCACCUGGCCGGAGCGCGACUGCUCCGCGGGAAAAUCCUUCUGCUAGCAUCGACACAUGUGCAUUUCUGUCAUCAUUUGUGUGCUCAAAUAGGACUCUGCUGAUUGAUGGCCGGGUAGAACUCAAAAGAGGCCUGCAGAGGCAGGAGCGGCAUCUUUUCCUAUUCAAUGAUCUGUUUGUUGUGGCCAAAAUCAAGUAUAAUAAUAACUUUAAGAUUAAAAACAAAAUUAAAUUAACUGAUAUGUGGAUAGCAAGCUGUGUGGAUGAAGUGGGAGAAGGCAACACCAAUACUAUGAAAUCCUUUGUCUUGGGCUGGCCCACUCUCAACUUUGUGGCCACUUUCAGUUCUCCAGAACAAAAGGACAAAUGGCUCUCUCUCCUUCAAAGAUACAUCAAUCUAGAGAAAGAGAAGGACUACCCGAAGAGCAUUCCCCUCAAAAUCUUCGCCAAGGACAUUGGGAAUUGUGUCUAUUCUAAAACUAUAACAGUAAAGAAUUCAGAUACAGCGAAUGAAGUUAUCAACAUGUUAUUUUCAAUGCUAGGGAUAACUGGCUCUGAGAGAGAUUACCAGUUAUGGGUCAAUUCUGGCAAGGAAGACGCACCAUACCCACUCAUUGGCCAUGAAUAUCCCUAUGGAAUUAAAAUGAGCCAUCUUCGAGACACUGCACUCUUGACACCAGGAUCAAAGGACUCAACCACCCCUUUCAAUUUCCAAGAGCCCUUCCUCAUGGAAGAGCUGCCCCGAGAGAUGCAGUGCCAGUUUAUCCUGAAGCCCAGCCGCCUGGCUGCAGCCCAGCAACUGAGUGAUUCAGGUCACAAGACAUUUAAAAGGAGAAGAUCCAUCAUAAACUGGGCCUUUUGGCGAGGUUCUACCACUCACCUGGACAACUUACCCUUGUCACCGCCAACAUCUCCUCCUGUGGCAGGACAGCUCUUUGGAGUUUCUCUGACAAAUAUUUGUGAGAACGACAAUCUGCCCAGGCCUAUCUUGGUAAGGCUCAUUUUGAAUAAUGAUUUAAAAUAUUUGUUUUUUCAUCUAUGUAAGGAUUUUCUACGAAAUAUUCCAGGAAGUAUUUUUUCGUCAGAUCUCUAUGAUCGCUGGGUCUGUGUAAUGGAUCAAGGAAAUGAUGAAGAGAAAAUAAACACAAUUCAAAGGCUAUUAGACCAGCUUCCAAGAGCCAAUGUUGUUCUCCUAAGGUAUCUUUUUGGGGUUUUACACAACAUUGAGCAACAUUCUUCAUCCAAUCAGAUGAAUGCAUUUAAUUUAGCGGUGUGUAUCGCUCCAAGUGUUCUUUGGCCUCCUACUUCCUGCAGCCCAGAACUAGAAAAUGAAUUUACAAAAAAGGUUACCCUGCUUUUACAAUUUCUGAUUGAAAAUUGCUGUAGGAUAUUUGGAGAAGAAAUCACUUCCCUCUUCGGAGAGGUUUCAGGGAGAUGUGACACUAGAGGAAAUGCCUCAGAUAUUUCUCGCUUCCAACUGAGUGACUCCUCAUAUGACAGCUUGGAAAAUGAACUAAAUGAGGAUGUUGAUACCCCAUGCAGCAACAUGGUAAAGAAACUUGGCCAGGGGAGCAGAAGCAUGGACUCUAUUUUAACGUUCAGUGACUACGACUUCGACCAACCUGAAGUGGAAGACCUUUUAACCCUGAAUGACUUUGACUCAGACCAUUCUAAAGAAGAUCAUGCUCAAAUGGAACACCCUCUUGAAUCCAAGCCGGUGAACGUUAGAAUGUGCACGAAUAUCCCACCACAGGAUCCUGCUGAGGCCCCGUCUGGCACACGCAGCCACCUGUCCACAGCUGCAGCAGAUGCUGCAAAAAUCGUGAGGCGAAACCGGCGCUGCUCAGAGCCCAGCAUCUACUAUCUGGAUUCAAAGCUUUCCUAUCUCAGGGAGUUUUAUCAGAAAAAGCUACGCAAGUCCAGCUGUGAUGCAGGUCUCUGUCAAAAAGAUGAGGACUAUCUGAAGCAGAAUCAACCACUCCAGGAAGGGGUCAAGACAUAUUUUAAACAGAGUUUGUUCUCAAGCACUGACACCAGCAAGAAAAAUUCUACUAAUCCAAACAUUAAGAAGAAAAUCUUGCCUAGUAAUGAAGGAAAUUAUAUGAAACUUUACCAUAAUUCCAAGCCAUUGGCCAUUUCUGUGUCCUCACAGGAUCAUUUCAAGAACCAGCUGUUUGAUGUGGAUACAUCUGGAUACUCCCCACCACACACAGCAGAUGCUCUCAAGAGUUCAAGGAAACACCGGCGCUGCUCAGAGCCCAACAUAGAUGACCAGAAAGGCAAGCUGUCCCUUCUCUGGGGGAUUUGUUCAAAGCAGCAUAAAAGCAGCUGGGAAUCUGUUCUCUCGCAUGAAGAGGAUUAUCUCAAACGGCAUAAGUCUUUGCAAAUAGAGGGACAAAAGCUUAUUAGUCAGAGUUUGGUCCUGGGGAUUGAGGUGGGCAAGAGUAGUGCCACAAACCAAAACACUGAGAAGGUUUUACCCCCAAGAUUAAACCUUUGCCCAAGGACUAGCUAUUCCAGCUUAUCCUCUCCAGGCACCUCCCCAUCAGGCACACCGGUGAGCUCCCAGGACAGUGCUUUUUCUCAGAUUUCUGAACACUCUCUGUUUACACCCACUGAAACUUCCUCUCCAAUAGAUUGUACUUUUCAGGCUCAAAGAAAACAAGAAAAACUUUCUUCGGACUCUAGCAGUUCCAGCCUUGUUUCUGGAAUGCCUGGUCCCUCAUUAGGACAGGCCAGCAGUUACCCAGCUUAUACAAAAAAGGACACCAAAGAAUGGCAUUCACAAACACAUUCUGUAACUCUUCAUCCUACAACAUGGUUGAGAAAUGGUGUGGCCAGUUUAAAAAACUGGUCUCUCAAAAAGAAAGCAAAGGCUGCCAGACCAGAGGAAAAGAAAACGGGUUCCCUAAAAGGACCCUUGGAGCUACCUCCAGAUGCUUCUGGUGUUCUAGAAGACAACUCACUGCAAGAGAAACAGAAUGACAUUUCCUUAAGGGCGGCUGAGGGACUGGGAGCUGUGCAGUCAGCCCAGUGGUGUGGUUCUCCCCCCUGCCAGGACUCAGGCGGACACUGCAGCUCUCGAUUCAGCCUGGUGGAAGGCAAACUCAAACUGUGUAUGAAGUCCCAUGAAGAAGUAGAGCAUGGUGGCCAGGGCUCUUCCCUGCCUUGUGAAAGAGCCUCAGCCAGCUCUUGGACUGUGGAGGCUGUGGCCAGCCCAGACUCAGGGCCUGCAGUGGUCUGUGAUGUUAGGGACAAACAUUUAACCAAAGACAUUUAA